This is a messenger RNA of Trichoderma harzianum CBS 226.95, 679 nucleotides long. RefSeq lists its product as hypothetical. NCBI's taxonomy places the organism in Eukaryota, Fungi, Ascomycota, Sordariomycetes, Hypocreales, Hypocreaceae. The transcript has 4 exons. The record is from RefSeq and is a predicted model, not a curated record. The coding region runs from base 1 to 513 and encodes 170 amino acids.
AUGGCAAUGAUAUCAAAAAUCGACAAUGAUGACAUUGAAGAUCCAUCUCAAUGGCAAUACGUCAAAAGACCAGCAUAUGCACAUCCUCUGCGCCUCAACGCUUGGCAUCGAACCCGCGGAAAAAGAUGGGCGGUUCGGCCACAUGGCGUCUUGCAUGGCGGCAUUGCCUCGCCGAACGGAGACCCCGAUGCGGGUCAUCAUGGCAGUGCUCAUUCGGCAUCAGUUGUAGGGCACGGCGCAUGCAGGCGGCUACUGUAUUGCUGCAGAUGCUCUGCUCUUGGUGCUGCACUAAUGUGCGACAAUGCAUUUGAUGUUGAUAUUUUCCAUGACGACACAUCAAGUACAGUACUAGCCUCAUUUAAUUGCAGCAUCUACAUCUACCCAAUACUCGACGCCCAUCAAUCUCUCAUGGCGCGCGGCAAUUGCCCCGAAAACAUUGAUGCCCCCCAUCCAACCAUUGCUUUCUCUCGGACUUAUCCGUCUGCCGCAAAGUGUGAUGCCAUCGCCAAGUAAGAACACCUGCAGCCAGUCAGUAAGUAAGGCUCAUCCGAUACUAGCCAGCAAAGCAUAGCAAAAAAGCACACCGAAGCAAAAGGCGAAGUAUGUACAGCACAGCACAGGCAGCAUCCUCAUCGGAACAGAAAACUUUGGAGCUAACCCAGAAGCAUCUUGGCGAAAG